GCCCUAAGUUGUAUUAAGUUCGCGGCACUCGUCUUGUUUGAUUUCCCAAUAAUACGUUUACAGACUCCACAAUUCACCGAGCUGCAAACUACAAUCUAGCCAGAGUAGCAUUACCUAGCAAUGAGUCGUAGUUUGGGCAUACCGGUGAAACUUCUACACGAAGCAACAGGGCAUAUAGUGACUGUAGAGAUGAAGAGCGGUGAAGUUUACAGAGGAAGUAUGGUGGAGUGUGAGGAUAACUGGAAUUGCCAGCUUGAAAGCAUUACUUACACUGCUAAAGAUGGAAGGGUGUCACAACUAGAACAUGUUUUUAUUAGAGGCAGUAAAGUCAGGUUCAUGAUAAUUCCAGAUAUGCUUAAGAAUGCUCCUAUGUUCAAGCGCCUAGAAGCAAGAAUUAAGGGCAAAGGUUCAUCACUUGGUGUUGGACGUGGACGUGCUAUGGCAAUGCGAGCUAAAGCUCAGGCCGCAGGUCGUGGAGCAGCACCUGGUCGGGGUGUUGUACCCCCUGUGAGAAGAUGAUUGCCCCUUGCGGGAUUUUGUAUGAUCUGGUUUUGAGUUCAUAAAUUCAUUGUAUUGGCAGUAAGCUUCUGUUCCCUUGUAAUUCUAAGCAGUAUGGAACAUUCGGUGUAGAAUUUUAACUUUUCUGGUCUAGAUAUGACUUGAGUGAGCUGGAAAAUCGAGUGACUUUCGGAAGGCCGCUAUAGAUUAUGGUAAUAUGGAUUGGUCUAGUUUCUCAUUCAACAUUUUGUGCUCCAGGAGUACUUUGCUGUGCCUCUGUUUAGUGAUGGGUUAUGAAUUUUUUCCUAGCGUUUUUAAUGCAAAUAGUCCCUUGUUGAUUGGCUAUAA
Molecule: messenger RNA, 846 nt
Organism: Lycium ferocissimum
Lineage: Eukaryota; Viridiplantae; Streptophyta; Magnoliopsida; Solanales; Solanaceae
Product: small nuclear ribonucleoprotein SmD3b-like
Exons: 5
Coding region: 121-519 (132 amino acids)
Biological process (GO): RNA processing; spliceosomal snRNP assembly
Cellular component (GO): SMN-Sm protein complex; pICln-Sm protein complex; precatalytic spliceosome
Molecular function (GO): RNA binding
Source: RefSeq, a predicted model, not a curated record